This is a messenger RNA of Brassica napus (rape), 4141 nucleotides long. Its product is annotated as transcription factor MYB36-like. The coding region runs from base 1379 to 2383 and encodes 334 amino acids. The transcript is spliced from 3 exons. NCBI's taxonomy places the organism in Eukaryota, Viridiplantae, Streptophyta, Magnoliopsida, Brassicales, Brassicaceae. The record is from RefSeq and is a predicted model, not a curated record.
UUAAAAAUCCAAGAAAAAACAAUAAUGUCUUCCACUCUUCCGAAAACAUGCCUCUAAAUGUUUAAAUGGCUGAUUAAAUCGCUAAAGAUGAAUUUUCGUAUGGCUAUUUCACGGCCUUUUUGAAUGCUUGCAGUCUUAAGUAUUUUAAGAUUUAUAAUUUAUAACUUCAUCAUAUUCAGUUGAAUUCGAAGAUGAAAAUACACCCACUACACAUACGUUAUAUUUAUCCGUAUAAUAUAUACUGUGUGUGUAUGUGUAAAAGAAACUAAGUCAAAGAACAAGAGCUUCUAGAAUAAAUUUGAGAGAUAAAUAAUCGGCGUAGACAUGGAAAUAAAUGUACUUUGAAAUGAAGUCAAAACUUAUAUGGCAACGAGUCAUAACCGUAUCUAUAAAUGUACUUCUCGGUACCGACGUUUUUCCUCACGGCACACGCAUUUCAUACUCAUCAUAUUACAUCCUCGAUUAAUUUCUUAGAAACUUCUUCAACCUGCAGAAUUUCUACAAUUCAUUAAACAAAAAACGUUUUAUUGAAACGGAAAACUACGUACGGAGUGACAAAGUUUCUUUAAUUGUUAUCACUAAACUGGUGCAAUGAUGGAAUUGCAUGGUUGGCAAAAAACUAUGAAAACACAUUGUACUAUAUAUCCUGCCGUUCUAUGAUUUAAUAAUACUCAAUGUUCAUCAUUUUCUCACAGAAAGUUAUAUUAUCAUUUCUUGUUUGAAGUAUCUUACUGAGGCCAUGCAAGUUCCAAAAAUUCUCCUGUUUUUUUUACUCAGUUCUGUCAUAAGAAAGUCAAGAAUUUGGAUUACCUUUUCUCAUAUAAGUUGACUUAUUCAAACCACUAUCUAUGAAUAAGCAAAUUAUCCAAAUUUAAGAAGUACAUCAGAAAUUAAGUGAUAACGUUUGAUUGGCUACAGAAGGGAACAUUUCAACCCAAGUCACGACAAAUGAAGUAACUAUAUAAUUGCUAUAUAUUAAUUCAAAUAUAUAAAGUGCUAUGCAAUUGGACAAAUUUUACGCAAGUUUUUCUUUUGUAUAAUGAUUUAAAAACUGAGACAGCUUUUCACCUUUCAAAUAAACAAGUAAUUGUUAGAAAACUAAUCCAAAAGCAAAAAACACAAAAACCCUAGUAAGAAAAAUAUAAUUGCUAAGGGUUGAAUUUGAAAUAUGAAAAUUAAAACACGGAGACGACUUUAUAUAUAUAAUAAUAUUUACUUUUUAGUUAGAAUAAUCACUAAUUAAUACCUUCCUUUUUCUUGUCUUUAUAAACCAUCUCUUCUAAGCAUUAGAUCAUUUCAUCUUCAUCAAACAUAAUAACACUUUGGAAGAAUAAGUACAACAGCAAGAAGAAGAAAAGACAAAAGGAUUUGUAAGAAAAUGGGAAGAGCUCCAUGCUGCGACAAGGCAAACGUGAAGAAAGGGCCGUGGUCGCCUGAAGAAGAUGUGAAGCUCAAGGAUUAUAUCGACAAAUAUGGCACUGGUGGCAACUGGAUCGCACUGCCUCAGAAAACUGGGUUGAAGAGAUGUGGUAAGAGUUGCAGACUGAGAUGGCUUAAUUACUUAAGACCAAACAUCAAACAUGGUGGCUUUUCUGAGGAAGAAGAUAGUAUCAUCUUAAAUCUUUACAUCAGCAUUGGAAGCAGGUGGUCUAUAAUUGCAGCUCAGCUUCCUGGAAGGACAGACAAUGAUAUCAAGAAUUACUGGAACACCAAACUGAAGAAAAAGCUGCUCGGAAGACAGAAACAAAUGAAUCGUCAAGACUCCAUCACCCAUUCGAAUGAAAACAAUAUCAGCAACAACAACAACAACAACAAGAGUCCUCAAAAUCUGAGUAACUCGGCUCUAGAGAGGCUUCAACUUCACAUGCAGCUUCAGAACUUACAAAGCCCCUUCUUUAGUUUCUACAACAACCCUAUCUUGUGGCCCAAGCUUCAUCCAUUGCUGCAGACUACUCCGGAUCAAAACUCUAAGCUAGCAUCCCUAGAAACCCUCCACCCUCUAGGAGUUAACUUUGUUCAUCAGAAGAGUCAUAUCAAUCUAGCUGAGAUCAGCAAUGGAGCAUCUCCUAUCUAUUCAGACAACGUAGAGCAAGCCCUCAACCCUGCUAAUGAAUUUCAACCUAAUUUCGGUUUUUCGCAGGACCUUCAAUUAGAUAAUCAUAACAUGGACCUUAUGAACAGAUCAUCUGGUUCUAAAGAAUGGUUUCAAGUGGGCAACGAGUUUGGGCCAACGAACGAUUCGAGCUGGUGGUCGGAAGAAGUGGAGCUAGAGAGGAAAACAAUGUCGUCGAUUUCUUGGGGAUCAGCUUCUGUUCUUGAUCAGACGACUGAAGGAGUGGAUAUACUUCAAGACUACGCUCAGAUGAGCUACCACAGUGUUUAAUCAUUUUUAUUUAUCAUGCAUAUGUACAUGCAUGUAUAAGUAUAGGGCUGGAUUAUUGAUGAAUAUGUAUUAUUACAGUCAUAAGCUUAUUGUAGCAUGUCGAGGGUGAAAGGUUUUUUUUCAUUUUCUUUUUAAAUGUAACGAGUUGUGGAUAAUAAUAAUAAUAAUAAUAAUGUAAAUCAUUAGUUUUACUUGCUUUUCUUAUUGAAUGACCUGAAAACUUACAUGGAUUAGUUUUACUUGCUUUUCUUAUUGAAUGACCUGAAAACUUACAUGGAUUUAAAAGUAAUUACUGACCCAAUUUACGAUGAGAUGUUAACAUCUUUCAUAGUUUUUACUGAUUUUUGUAAUCUAAUAGAUUUUACUCGUAGGAUUCAUACAAACGACUCUCCAAAGCAGGUUCUAAGUAAAUGUCAAUCCAGGAAAAACCCUAGCGGUCAAGGGAAAAAGAGAGAGAUUUUUUUUUUAGUUUCAAGCUGAUGGUCGGAGGAUUCUAUAACUCCGACAUCGGCUUGUUUAAUUCGCUUUGCUUCUUUUUUCUUUGAUUUGUUUUACUUUCUAUCAUUUGGUUUGUUUGAUUGUCAAUUUAUUUUAAAUCUGGCAAAAAAUUUUAUUGUUCCUUUGUAUGUUUCUUCCUAUGGAUUUGGUAAGACAAAAACUUCGGUUCAGUUGAACCGUUUAGAAAAGAUAAUUGAAAUAUCUAUUGCGGAUGGUGCCGACGGAUCUUACCGGCUUCAAUCGUUGAUGGUUCUUCAUUUGAUGGUGACAGAGUUCUUAUUGCAAACUAUGCUUACUUAAAAAUUUUGGUAAUCCACACGUAAGAUAGAUUUAUGUUAGUUUACUUUGGAUUCAUACUAGUGUAUCAUUUUUCUAUACUUAUUUUGCUAGUUCUCGUUGAUUGUUUAGAAUUCUUUACCUAGAAAGCUUAGUAAUACAAUAGACAAAAAAAAAAAAAUUACUUGUAUGUUAUAACUAGCGGUAUCUACUCGGAACAAACUAGCCCGAAAAAGUGAUAUUUCUUAUAAUAAUAACGAAUGAGUGAAUGAAUGGAAUUGGAUCGUCAACGGGGGAAUAAGAUUUAGUGUUUUUCUCUCAAGAUUUUUAUGUAUACUUUUGGGCUUUUCGGCCAGAAAUAAUAGAUAUGUGGUUAAUAAUAAUUAAACCAGGAAACAAUGGGCCUGUCCGGUUUUCAGUUAUAAAGGGCCAGGCCAUAUAAAGAUCCCACUAGUUGCUGAGAGUGACAUGGCCUAACCGUAUGACAAGGAGGAACUUAAAAUUAAUUUACUCAACUAGAAGUAAAAUACUAUUAUACAUUUGACCAUAUAUAACUAAGUUUUUUGUAUAUAAAAAGGCCAUAGGAGCAUUAGUUAAAAUGUCUUUUCAGGGAACAUUCUUAGGCCGGCUACAUUGCUGUAUUAUCUCGCAUCUAUUAUCCGUUACUUGCUAACUAAUAUAUUAAGAUCAAUUUAAAACUAGUAUACUUGAUCAAUUCUAUCCAAAAUUAAAAAAAUCAUGGACAAUCACCUUUUCCUUAUGCCACUUGGUUUUAAGAAAUCAGUAAAAAUCAGUCCAUGCGAUUGAUCGACAUAUUUUCAUUGCAUAUUUAAGAUUAGAAUUUAAUUCCAUCCGAACAUACUAUCACAUAUGAGAGAUAGCGAAGAAAACUAGUUUAGUUUUAUUUUGCAAAGAACAAAACAUAACUCUAUAUUUAAAAUGAAAGAUUCUUUCAAAAAAGUUUAAAAUGAACUUUAAAAAAAU